UCCACUUUCCACAUCUAUUCACACCACCCUUUAUAUUUAGCGCUGUUUGUCAGUGGCGUGUUUGACACACUAGCGGUUUAUUCAUCACAUUGCACUCAAUUUGGUCGGCGCAAGUCGGCUCCCACAUUAUGACAUUGUGUUGGUCUUUGAUGUGGAAGAGGAGACAUCAUCGUUAAGAGAACAUAAUUCCCGUUCUUUCUCAACUAAAGAAGGCGCGCGUUUUUGUAUGAAAAGAAAGUUGUGUUGAAUUGCGCAGAAGUGCACCCUUAUUGUCCAAGUUCAACUUCCGUAGGCUACUUGACAACCGCAGGCUAGGCCUAAAGAUGGUGUACUGUGUACGAUCAUUGGUACAAGCAAGUACCUUGGUCAGAUUCGGCAGUCUGCUUAUUCUGAUCGUAUAAAUAAUAUAGAGUAAUCAAAAACACAUAAAAUGAAUGUGAACCAUGGCCCGCUGCAUGUUGUUCUGUUAUGGACUAUCUGGCUGUUCGAAACGGGAGAGGGAAGUAUUCACUCCAGACUGAGACAUUUUGAAGUUUUGACGCCAAGUGACUUCAGGGUGAGGACAAAGAGAGACGCAGUGAGUGGGCAAGUGGACUACAAGAUUUUGCGCUUCAAAGCAUUUGGUAUGAGAUUUCAUCUCGUUCUUACCCCUGGCUGGUCUGUGGUCGAUUCGGAGGAGCUGGAGUGCAGUCUUGUCGGGGCUGAUGGAAGGUCAGAAAAGUUCACAGUAGACACAGAUAGACUUUAUUCUGGAUCUGUUAGCGGAAAACCAGACACUUCUGUUGACGCCUUUCACGUGAACGGGAUGUGGACAGCCGACAUCCAAGACACGGUAGAGCAUUACACUAUAGAGCCCAUCCGGCGACACGAGACACACUCUACGUCUCAGAACAUGGUCAUAUACAGGUCAGCAGAUCUUAUACUUGGCAAUGUAUCCGAAGCAGUCUCUAACUUACUUCAUAAAUCAUGUAAAACCUACGAUGCUCGGAAGUUUCGUCACUUAUUUCAAAACGAGAGCUACAAUCACGUGAAAGAAUCUCGAGGAAACGUCAACAAGGAACCUGCUUCUGGAAACGACAAGGGGCCUUAUUACGCCAAAGAUGUUCGCUUUCACAGACUGUCGCGUUCCGUAACGCCUUUUCACAACAUAUGCGACAUCUUUGCCAUAAUGGACACUUACACUUUUGACCGUUUGGGACAAAGAGACCCCCAGUGGAGUGCCCACUUACUGCUUUUCUGGCACCACAAAGUCAACAAAAUCUUCACAUCAACGAUCUUUGGACCUUUCAGAAACAUUGGGAUGAGAGUAAGACGCCUCGUUCUUUUAACGCAGUACACGAGUGGCAAAAGUACAUGGGACGAGUACAACACCGAUGAAAUGAAUGCAAGUGCGGACGAACUUAUAGGUUCGAUGUCGAAAAAUAACGAAUUCAGCUCGUACUGCUUGGCCCAUCUGACGACACAGAGAACAAUGAGAGACUACGUCUUGGGAGCUGCUGUCAACGGGAUUCAGACAACUUACCCACCUGGAGGACCCUGCGCCUCAUCCGGACAGAGGGCCUUAAAUGUGGGGUUCUCAACGUUGGGAUUUGAAAACAGUAUUAUUGCUGAUAAGAUGUACAUCGUGGUAAUGGCGCACGAGUUGGGUCACAACUGGGGCUCGCCUCACGACCCGCCCGAGGACCCGGUUUGCUCACCAUCUGAGAAAAAGGGAGGCAAGUACAUCAUGUGGGCUCGGUCCAACGCGGCCAAGAGCGCCAACAACCAAAAGUUCUCGCCCUGCAGUAUCGAAAAGAUCACUGCACUGUUAAAGACCAAAGCACACGAGUGCUUCUUACCAGCCAGCGCCUCUAUAGGUCUGUGCGGGGACGGGAUCGUCUCGCAGGGAGAGGAAUGUGACGAGGGUUUCCUCCUGUUCACCAAUACCACCAUCGACUGUUGCACGAAAAGGUGCACUCUCAGAGCUGGCGCCGUCUGUUCCCCGUCGUCCAGCCCGUGUUGUUCAGAUGAUUGUCACGUCGCUCCAAAAACGCAAGAGUGCAAAAAUCUGGAUGCCCACGUUUGCCGUGAAACAUCUUAUUGUACCGGCACGGAUCAUUCUACUUGUCCAAAACCUAGGGCGAGAGAAGACGAUACCCCGUGCAACGACCAUGGUACUUGUUGGAACGGAGAAUGUUUGUCUUUUUGUGAGAACAGGGGACGCACUUUAAAGCCGCCUAAACAACUUGUUUCGUGCACGUGUGACUCGAAUCGCGAGGAAAUGUGCAGUAUGUGCUGUAUGGACAUCCUGACCAACGAAUGUCGCCCCACUGAAACUCCCUACACGGACGGAAUGCCCUGUACAUUCGGGACCUGUCGUGGCGGUGUCUGCAGGUCUUCGGAGUACCGAACCAGGAAAUCACCUUACGUCACUGGUUUCACCAAGAACAUAGCUCUGUGGUUGUCCAUUUUAACGUUCCCAAUCUAUAUCAUCGCUCUUGUGUGUACGCAAUUUGUUGAAAUUUAGAGUUGUGUUUGUUCCGUUGUGGUUCAAGCAAAUAGAUGUACCGUUUUUAAAUAAAUGCAUUUUGAUAGAUGAGAUCGG
Aplysia californica (California sea hare) is the source of this 2584-nucleotide messenger RNA. RefSeq names its product ADAM 17-like protease. Bases 431 to 2506 code for a protein of 691 amino acids. The transcript has 6 exons. Gene Ontology annotation, molecular function: metalloendopeptidase activity. Gene Ontology annotation, biological process: Notch signaling pathway; membrane protein ectodomain proteolysis. The record is from RefSeq and is a predicted model, not a curated record. NCBI's taxonomy places the organism in Eukaryota, Metazoa, Mollusca, Gastropoda, Aplysiida, Aplysiidae. Gene Ontology annotation, cellular component: plasma membrane.